CCAGGUGGACCUCGACCCGAGCCCAAGUUCAAUUGACAAAAACCCUAAAGGGCAAGCCAUGUAAUAGCUGACGCAAGUGCUUCUUCUAGGGUUUUACUGAGAGGCCGUUUCUGCUCUACCGCUCAGUCGUCUCCAUACGAACCCGCCGUCGCCAUGGUGAACGUUCCCAAAACAAAGAAGACCUACUGCAAGAGCAAGGAGUGCAAAAAGCACACCUUGCACAAGGUUACCCAAUACAAGAAAGGAAAGGAUAGCCUUGCUGCUCAGGGGAAGAGGCGUUAUGAUCGUAAGCAGUCAGGUUAUGGAGGUCAGACCAAACCAGUGUUCCACAAGAAGGCAAAAACUACCAAGAAGAUUGUUCUGAGGCUCCAAUGCCAGGGUUGCAAGCAUGUGUCCCAGCACCCGAUCAAGAGGUGCAAGCAUUUCGAGAUUGGUGGAGACAAGAAGGGGAAGGGAACCUCGCUUUUCUAAAUUACUGCUUCCGACAGAUUUUGUGUUACUUUUCUAUCUAUUUGGAGCUUUAAAGCAAAUAUCAUGGUUUUAAUUAUCCUUGUUAUUAGGUUUCUGUUAAACAUCAGAUUGUUCUUGACGAUAUUUUCCCUGCUUUAAAUUGAUGUUAGAGUUUCUGUUUGAAA
Pyrus x bretschneideri (Chinese white pear) is the source of this 635-nucleotide messenger RNA. RefSeq names its product 60S ribosomal protein L44. Gene Ontology annotation, cellular component: cytosolic large ribosomal subunit; ribosome. Gene Ontology annotation, biological process: translation. Lineage: Eukaryota; Viridiplantae; Streptophyta; Magnoliopsida; Rosales; Rosaceae. The coding region runs from base 154 to 471 and encodes 105 amino acids. The record is from RefSeq and is a predicted model, not a curated record. The transcript is spliced from 4 exons. Gene Ontology annotation, molecular function: structural constituent of ribosome.